AUGGCCAAACUGCCCUCAUCCACCAAUGGCGCAUUAAUACUGGAAGAACCAUUGAUUAGGACACCAUAUGAGCUGUUGAGAAGAUCACAUCGUUCAGCUCAGAGACAGGUUGAAAAAGAUUUCAAUGCUGUUUCAGUCGCACUUCAAAGUAUAGUCAAAUCGCUCAACGCAGCUUCAUCUACUGAAGAAGGACGUCAGAGCUUGGUCAAUAAGCUGGAUCAGGCUGGAGAGAGAACAAAAGGACUGAAGAGGAAGCUCGAUGAUAUUCAACCUAAUUCUAGGGAACCUACACCGCUACGAUCUCGACUAGAUUACCUCAAUUCUCUUACUCCUGCUCCUACUCCUCCUGCUCUUGGCAAGGUCGAAAACAAGGAGAAUGGAGUAGCUAAACCGUCCAAUGGGGAUGGCGAAGUCAAGAUGGAGAUUGAUGGGGAAGCCAAGACAGAUGAAGAAGCUACGACUGCAGAACCAGAACCGAAACAGCAACCUCUUUUAACGUUCGACGCAACACUUGAUCGUUAUAUCGUUGAUUACUUACUACGCACCGGUCGAUUGAAGACUGCCGAAGCUUUAGCUAAAAAGCAGAGUAUCGAGGCACUAGUGGAUAUCAAGCUGUUCACUGAAUUAAGCAAAAUUGAAAAUGCGCUCAUUGAAAAAAAAUCAUGUACGGAAGCGUUGGCUUGGUGUGGUGAGAAUAGAGGAACGUUGAAAAAGACAAAAAACAAUCUCGAAUUUACCCUUCGUCUACAGGAAUUUAUUGAGCUUUGCCGAAAGAGAGAUAUUGUCUCUGCCAUUGCAUACUCCCGUAAGAACCUCGCUCCAUGGGCUGCGACUCACAUGGCCGAGAUACAGCAGGGUAUGACGUUGAUGAGCUUCGGUGAGAGGACUGGCGUGGAGAUCUACAAGAAGCUAUACGAUCCCUCACGCUGGCAAACCGUCCGAGACUCAUUCCGCUCCACUUUCCUCACACUGUACGCCCAACCCUCUCAGCCAAUCUUAUCACUGGCCUUAUCAGCUGGACUGUCUUCCCUUCGUUUACCAAGUUGCGUACAUCAUAUCUCACCUUCAUCGAAGGUCGAUAUCAAAUCUCCUAAUUUACCACAAUCACAUAUACCAUUACUGCCCGCUGCUCCACCGUUACAUAAUCUGGAAUCACUACUAGUUUCGGAGCAUCUCACGGCGCCUUUGGGAGGUGAUCAUUGCGAUUCGCCCAAGGAAGAUUUACAUGAACAUCCAGAUAAACCGGUCGGUAAUAUAGAUUGUCCAACAUGUGAUGAAAAUCUUAAAGUUCUAAGUAAGGAAUUACCGAUGUCGCAUCAUGUCAAUUCGACGAUUGUCUGUAGGAUUAGUGGGAAAGUCAUGGACAGUCAGAAUGAACCGAUGGCUUUUCCUAAUGGGUAUGUGUAUAGUAGUAAGGCCCUCAGAGAAAUGGCAGAUGCCAACUUUGGAGUGGUCACUUGUCCACGUACGAGGGAUUCAUGCUCGUUUGAGAGGUUGAGAAAGGUGUAUAUCUCGUAG
Molecule: messenger RNA, 1518 nt
Organism: Kwoniella mangroviensis CBS 8507
Lineage: Eukaryota; Fungi; Basidiomycota; Tremellomycetes; Tremellales; Cryptococcaceae
Exons: 9
Coding region: 1-1518 (505 amino acids)
Biological process (GO): proteasome-mediated ubiquitin-dependent protein catabolic process
Cellular component (GO): GID complex; nucleus; cytoplasm
Molecular function (GO): ubiquitin protein ligase activity; protein binding
Source: RefSeq, a predicted model, not a curated record